GUACCUUCAAUUGGUAAACAAAAAUAGCAAAUAUGAAAUCCUUCGUAGCACUUAUUGCGGUUUGCGCCUUUGUGGCUGUCACCUGUGACGAAUUGCAUUAUCCCGAAAAUGUGAACCCUGAGGCGUACACUCAAUUGUUGGGCAACAAGAGGUUGUUGCUUGCCAACUGCGAUUGCAUCUUGGACAAACCUAACGCCCCUAAAACCAAGGAGUGCACCGAAUUAAAGAAGUAUCUUCCCGACGCAAUCGAAACCAAAUGUUCCAAAUGUAACGACAAGCUGACCAAAGCUAUUCAGGAGGUGUUGUGCCACGUGAAACAAAACCACCUGGCUGAAUGUUUUGAUCCUCUUGUCAAAAAAUACGACCCAGAAGGCAAAAGGAGAGGAGAAUUGGAUGAGUUCAUCAAAUGUUAAACAUAUUAUUAGGUAGCACAUCAAAAUUUUACCACUUUGUUAUCCAGUUGAAAAUAAACUAACAGAUGUAUGAUUUUAAA
Aethina tumida (small hive beetle) is the source of this 493-nucleotide messenger RNA. RefSeq names its product ejaculatory bulb-specific protein 3-like. NCBI's taxonomy places the organism in Eukaryota, Metazoa, Arthropoda, Insecta, Coleoptera, Nitidulidae. The transcript has 2 exons. The record is from RefSeq and is a predicted model, not a curated record. Bases 33 to 413 code for a protein of 126 amino acids.